AUGGUGGGUUGCAGUGCUGACGGGGACCUGAAUGAAGAAAAGUACACUCAGCCUCUGCCAUGGAUUGGACUCUAUGUAGCAGCAGCAUCUCUAGCCUGUGCAAUUGCCAUGGCUGCAGAUUUCAUCCACAGCUGCCGUCACAAGAAAUUCUGGUUCCCUAAUAAGUUCUUCUCCAUUAACGCAACUUCAUUGACCGUCGUAGCAGUGGCGGUCAAGCUCUCAGUGGAUCUCAACACCCCCAUGCCCAGCCGAAUUGACCAGCUCUCCAAACUCAGCAGUGGUGUGUUGGUCUGCGUGGUAAUUGCAAACUCGAUGCCUUCGCUAGGAACGGUGCAGAACAAGGAAAUCAUGAUGAAUAUCAUGGCUUUUGCAAUACUGGUGGUCACUGUUUUAGUCAACAUAGCGAUCCAAUUGGGCACUGAGGUGAUCUAUGUUUGCUGGUGGGAGCAUGUUGGCGUGAUGUCUCUUAUGCUUGUGAUGCUCUUAAUCUUGGGCUCAUCUGCUUUAGCUGUGGCAACAACCAAGACAGAGUUAGAGUUCAUGUACAAGAAGAAAUGUGACAUGGCUAUGCAAGAGGGGUCGAAGGAUAUGAAUAGAAGAACGCCAGAGGAGUUGAAAGAAGACCUGAUGAAGUUCUGGAUAAUGGCACACACCAGCAACCCUCAAUUUGUAAUGGGGCGUUCAGUUACUUGUGCUGCCUCAGGUGCACUGUGUCUCCUUGGCACCACAGUUCUUGCAGAGGCAAUGCUGAGGUCAUUUUUCAUGCCAGGAUCCUUCAAAUUUUGUGCAGGGGAGUCUGACUACCAAUGGUCAACGACUUUAGUCCUCGUCGCACAGGCUUUAGCAGUUGGGGUUGGUAGUGUGGCACCAGCAGUCAGGUGGUUCACUUCAGUGUUAUACAGGUUGCCAAGAAACCGGAAGAUAAACUGUACAGGAAUAUGUUUCAAAGUGGAGAAGUACUGGAUUCAGUGUCUAGUAGAGAUCAAAGAGUGUCCAUUCAUACGCAUCGAAAGCCAGCAACUCCGAAAACUUGCACAUGAAGCAAAGCGCAGUUGCUUGGACACUAUUAUUCGAGCGCAAAUUGGAAUAGUAAUGGGAUGCAAAUUGAUUCAAUUCAUUUCCAUCUUCUGUGCAUGCAUAAUUGUGAAGGUCUGUGAUUCGUGCAGCAAGUUGAAGAAGCUGCUACCAAGUGAAAGCAUUUCAGCUGAUCAGAGCAUGGAGACCAAAAACUUAGAUCUAAGCCGCUUCGUUUUGCAUUUUGAAGGUGAGGAAGAACUUGUGGAAGUGACAAUGAGGAAGAAUUGUACUGCCACAGAUAACUGGAUGCGGGAGGGGGAAAAGAAACAGCCAAAACAUCUCACUGACCUGUUGAAAAAGGCAACCUUUGCAGAAGGAUUCAAGGGAGUAAGAGAAUUCGACUGCGACCAAGUUUGCAUCCUGGAUUGUGAAGAGCCUCCACAACCUUGGUCUCUUCCUAUAGUUACUUUAACAGCCAUUGCAAUUUCACUCCCAAAUAUAAGUAGUUGUUCGAUCAAACAGUUGUUGUGCAGUGUACAUGAGGGGCUCGUGUAUGUCAAACUCAUAGAAGAACAUUUGGAUGGGAAAGAAGAGCUGAGUAACACAAGAAGAGCAGCAUUUAAAGUGUGGUCGGGUGUCGACAUAUACCACAAAUGGCUGGAUGUGGAUCUUCAUAAACUAUCCUUGAAAUCGAAAAGCACAAGAGAAGUACUCGAACUGCUCGUUGAAGGUGGAAAGAGCAGGCUUGCAGAGUUUAAGAAUGCAUAUCCAACUGAAUGCCCAAGGAUCAACCCUUCAGAAUGGCACGCCGAGGCAUUGGCAGCUAAUUCCAUGUAUAGAAUAAGCAGCACCAUUCUGAAAAACUAUCAGCACUACAACAUGGCUCCAGGGGAGAGCUUAUUUCCAUCACUUGUUGUGCUCAUCUCCGAUCUAUUGGCAGCUUGUCUCACUAACUUGAGACCAUUCAUAUUCAGCAAGUGUUUAAAGACCACAAUUGAAGAGAGAAAAGGCAGUGUCAGGGAAGCAGUCUACAUCCUUGGCCAGAUGGUAGAGAUAGUGAAACUUCUUGACCAAAGUUCACUAUCCAUUGUGUACUCCGACAAAAUCACAACCAUUGCGGACUGGCGUUCAUUGCACAAAGCGAUCAAACCUCUGGCAAUAGCUCCUCAUCCAACAAUGGCUGAUACAGCUUCAAUCAAUGCAGGAGAGAAGUACCUAAACAUCAGCUGA
This is a messenger RNA of Linum tenue, 2247 nucleotides long. The record is from the annotation of a GenBank genome assembly. NCBI's taxonomy places the organism in Eukaryota, Viridiplantae, Streptophyta, Magnoliopsida, Malpighiales, Linaceae.